Messenger RNA from Parathielavia appendiculata, 786 nucleotides. RefSeq lists its product as uncharacterized. Bases 1 to 786 code for a protein of 261 amino acids. The record is from RefSeq and is a predicted model, not a curated record. Lineage: Eukaryota; Fungi; Ascomycota; Sordariomycetes; Sordariales; Chaetomiaceae. The transcript is spliced from 5 exons.
AUGGUUCCUCUCAAUCGAUCCCAGAGGUUGAAACGUACUGUUUCCCUGGGAGCUACAAGAAACGCGACAAAGAAGUUCGGUGGCGCAAGACGACCAGGCACCUUGGCGGCAAGCAAGAUGGCGAGUCCCGGCAACGAUACUGCCGAGCCCUGGAAGGACUAUCCAUCGAGCCUCGAGAAUACCGACCUUUCGCUCGAGUUCAUGCCGGGCUGCGUCGAGCGCCUCGAGCGUGUUUCAAGUUCGGGGAUUUCUAAGGCAAUCGAGGUGGAUGGCACCGGGCCUAUGAACGGCGACGAUGGGAAGAUGGCGGCCCUGUCUUUGCAUAUCGUCCCGCAUUGCACGGGCAACGACAACUCCAGGAAGAACAAGUUCAGCAUCACGCCUGACGACUUGAAGAGGCUUCUUUACGACCUGCAGGUAUCACCGUUUUGCCGUUCGCCAAUUGACCGUGACUGGAACAGCUCCAACGACGAGGCCAGGCUCUCAGCCUGGUCUAGAUCAUCACCACGGGCAUCGACACCGCCAUCUUGCCGUAGGAGAGAUGGCGAAAUGUUCGCCUAUAGGCCGGUCAUGUACGUGACGAUCCUUCCUGGCCUCGACGCGAUCCUCGCCAUCGUAGGCCUCGUCGUCUGCGUCCUCUGGAUGAUCCUCAGCAUCAUAAAACAACAAGACAACCCUCGCCGUCAUUCACCCCAGGUCUGCACCGUCACUGCCCAAAACAACUCGGGCGCCAAUAUCACCCGCACCGCGGUCCGGGUCACCAUCCGGGGAGGCGCUGUUGUUUAA